Molecule: messenger RNA, 1047 nt
Organism: Leopardus geoffroyi (Geoffroy's cat)
Lineage: Eukaryota; Metazoa; Chordata; Mammalia; Carnivora; Felidae
Gene: TAAR9
Product: trace amine associated receptor 9
Exons: 1
Coding region: 1-1047 (348 amino acids)
Biological process (GO): G protein-coupled receptor signaling pathway
Cellular component (GO): membrane
Molecular function (GO): trace-amine receptor activity
Source: RefSeq, a predicted model, not a curated record
AUGGUGAACAAUUCCGCCCAAGCUGCAGCUGUGGAACUUUGCUAUGAGAAUGUGAACGGAUCCUGCAUUAAAACCUCGUACUCACCGGGUCCUCGAGCAAUUCUGUACACAGUCCUUGGUUUUGGGGCUGUGCUGGCCAUGUUUGGAAACUUACUGGUUAUUAUUGCUAUCCUUCACUUCAAACAGCUGCACACACCUACAAACUUUCUGAUCGUGUCCCUGGCCUGCGCUGACUUCUUGGUGGGGGUGACUGUCAUGCCCUUCAGCACAGUGAGGUCUGUGGAGAGCUGCUGGUACUUCGGGGAGAGUUACUGUAAAUUUCAUACAUGUUUUGAUACUUCCUUCUGUUUUGCUUCUUUAUUUCAUUUAUGCUGUAUCUCUGUUGAUAGAUAUAUUGCUGUAACUGAUCCUCUGACUUAUCCAACCAAGUUUACUGUCUUGGUAUCAGGCAUAUGCAUUGUUCUCUCUUGGUUCUUUUCCAUCACCUAUAGCUUUUCCAUCUUCUACACUGGGGCCAAUGAGGAAGGAAUCGAGGACUUGGUUGUUGCUCUCACCUGUGUAGGAGGGUGUCAGGCGCCACUGAAUCAAAAUUGGGUUCUACUUUGCUUCCUUCUAUUCUUUAUACCCACUGUCGCCAUGGUGUUUAUAUAUGGUAAGAUCUUUUGGGUGGCCAAACAUCAGGCUAGGAAGAUAGAAAGUUCAGCCAGCCAUGCUCAGUCUUCCUCAGAGAGUUACAAAGAACGGGUGGCAAAGAGAGAGAGAAAAGCUGCUAAAACAUUGGGUAUUGCUAUGACAGCAUUUCUUGUCUCUUGGCUGCCAUACAUUAUUGAUGCCGUGAUUGAUGCUUACAUGAAUUUUAUAACUCCUCCUUAUGUUUAUGAGAUUUUAGUGUGGUGUGUUUAUUACAACUCAGCUAUGAAUCCCUUGAUAUAUGCUUUCUUUUACCCAUGGUUUCGGAAGGCAAUAAAACUUAUCAUAAGUGGUAAAGUCUUAAGGAGAGAUUCGUCAACAAUCAAUUUGUUUUCUGAGGAAGCAGAUAUAGAGUGA